AUCGAUUGUCAUGGUUUUGGCUGCUGGCAUUCUUUCGUGGCAAUUAUUUUAAAAUAUUAAAAUACACAAAUAUAUUAAGAAUUCGAGCACGCAAUGCACGAGCCAGCGAGAAAGCCAUCCGUAGCUGGUGGGUCGAGCACGGCAGAGAAGCUGUGCUUUGAUAAAAAUGAGUUUAUGAAGGAGAAUUUCUCCGUCGACGAGUUUCUGCACAAGAAUCGCAAUGCGCCCAGCUUGGAGCAGUUGCGCGAUAAUCUUGGUCUAUACUUGAAGGGUCUUCGCGCUGCGAUGAUAGAUCUGAUUAACGAAGACUACGCGGAUUUUGUCAAUCUGAGUGCAAAUCUGGUGGGUCUGGAUCAGUCCAUAGAAACAAUACAACGACCGCUGGAGCAGUUUCGUGGUGAAAUUGAGAGCAUACAUAGCCUGAUUGAGGAGCAGGUGCUGGAAUUGCGUGAUCAGCUGCAGGAGAAGCGUCUAUUACGGGAAUACCACAGCAGUUUCAAUAGCAAGAAUCGCGUCUACGAGAUCAUCGGGAAACUACAGGAGUUGAUCUCUAAUAAGCUUAGCAGCGAGCAGGAACAGUCCACACAGGCUGUGGACUUGGAGCGGGCCGCGCUCGAUUUGAUAUUCUUGCGGUUUCACGAGAAAAACUGUGUGGCUCUCUUAGACAACGAUGACAAGGCCAAAAUUCAGAAGCUGGAGGAGCAAGUGCAUCAGAAAUUACGUCGUUUCUUCAACGAUGCACUGCAGCAGGCUCGCAAUGCACAGGCCUCUGAGCAAUUGGAGCGCUGUCUGCGCAUCUAUAUUACACUGGACGCCUGCGAGCAAGCGGAGCGCGCAUUUCGCGAAGAUGUCGUUGCUCCUUACAUGAGUAGCAUCAUUGGCGAACAGCAGCUGCAGAAUUCGCCACAGGGUCUGGCUGGCAUUUAUAGCAAGAUACUGAAUUUCAUAUCGCUGCACAUGACAGAUCUGCUGCGUCUCACGCUCUACUCAGACAAGCUGAGCGGUUUCAAUUUUGUGGUGAACAGCUUUUGGGCGGAUGUGGAGAUGCGUCUGGAGCUGCAUAUGAAUUCAAUUUAUGCACCCGGCAAUCUGGAGGUGUUCUAUGUAAAAUACAAAUGCACCCGGGACUUUCUGGGUAAGAUCGAAGAGCUUCUCACCAGCAGUGGAGAACAGGCAGUCGCCUUCUAUCGCCAGCACAAGCAAACAAAAAGCUUCGAGGCACGCUGGAAUCUGCCAGUCUACUUUCAAAUAUGUUUUCAGGAAAUCGCUGGCGCCUUCGAAGCCCAACUGGAGCCACUGCUUAAGGAUGAUACGCUGAAUGCGAAUCCGGAAUUGAACAACUAUCAGUUGGCGCCUUUUAAUGCCGCCAAGCAGGCGCUGACACGCUGCUGGGCCGAGGGCGUCUAUUUGCCCGAAGUCUUUCCCAAAUUCUAUAAGCUUAAUGUGCAAAUUGUUUUGCGCUUAUCACGUUGGAUCACGGACGCUAUCGGUGCAUCCAAGAGCAGCAGCACCAGCUUCACCAAGUCCUAUACGCGCAAUCAAUUGCUAAUUGCUCUGCAUGCGGACACCAGGAAGCUGGAAGCAUAUUUGCCAGAGCUGCAGCAGCUCAUCGUCAAAGCUGCACCCAAGACGAAGAAUCUGGUUUUAUUCAAUAAUGUUUUGAGCAAAUCCAUUGCUCAUUUGGGCGAUACUUUAGACAUGCAUUUGGGCAGCAUACAGGAGACGCUGAAGCAGCUGCUCAUCACCGAAUGCGGCACGGAGAAUGUGCGUCAAGUGAACGAUUUGCCGCGUUUGUAUCGCAAAACGAAUCGUGAGGUGCCCACACGCUGCUCCGGCUAUGUGGAGCAAAUGCUGCGACCAAUCAAGUCAUUUACGGCACAGCACGAGACGCAGCUGGGCACGCUGGUGGUGCAGCAGAUUCUCGCCGAUGUGUGCAGCAAUAUAACCAAGGCGUAUUUCAAUGUGGUCAGCGAUGUGUUGACUUCUGUGCAGAAAACCGAGGAAUCAUUGCGUCGGCUGCGCAAUCUGAAAAGUGGUGCUGCAACCCAUACGCCAUCCAGUGGCGUCUCCGAUGAUGAUAAGAUACGUCUACAACUGCGCGUCGAUGUCGCCGCCUGGACACAGGAGCUGUCCAAGCUCAAUUUCCAGUCCACGCAAAUCGAUAAGCUGUUGGAGUUGACCAACAUGGUGGAGGAGAGUAUUAAGCAAAAGGAGGGCGUUGCUUUGGCCAGUUAAAGUUAAACACAAAUGUAUUUAAAAUAUAUAUAUACAUUUUUCAAUUUAUUAUUAA
Molecule: messenger RNA, 2290 nt
Organism: Drosophila grimshawi
Lineage: Eukaryota; Metazoa; Arthropoda; Insecta; Diptera; Drosophilidae
Gene: Cog2
Product: conserved oligomeric Golgi complex subunit 2
Exons: 4
Coding region: 94-2235 (713 amino acids)
Biological process (GO): protein transport; Golgi organization; intra-Golgi vesicle-mediated transport
Cellular component (GO): membrane; COG complex
Source: RefSeq, a predicted model, not a curated record